UCGGUUUCCUUUUCUCCCUCAGAAGCGGCGCAGCGCUGAGCGGAGACGGAGGUGCAUCUCCUUUCCUCCCGUCCUUAAGCGGCCUUCCUUUUUCCCUUUCCCCGGCGAUGGGUUCGGAGAAGGAGUCCGAGUCUCCACGGUCCUCUUCGGUCCCUUCGGCCGCGCCUCCUCCGGCGGCAGCAGCGAAGUGCCCCAAAAGCCGGCGUCGGAGGCGCCUCCUCAGCUUCCAGAGCGUCUUCUCAGCCGCGGCUGCAUCGUCGGGGGUCCGUCGGAGGAGGAAGAAGGCCAAGGCGGAGGAGAAGGAGCCAGAGGAGGAGGCGGCAGAGGAGAAGGGCCCCGAGGAGGCCCCUCCGCUUCCUCCGCCCCCGCCGCCGCCUCCUCCUCCUCCGCCCCCGGAGGCCUCCGACGCGGCCUCGUCGUCGUCCUCUUCGUCGUCUUCGGAGGAGGACGGGGGCUCCUCGGCCUCGGAGCUGGAGUGCCCCUUGUGCCUGGUCCGGCAACCGGCCUCCAACGCCCCGCGGCUGCUGCUCUCCUGCCCGCACCGCUCCUGCCGCGCCUGCCUCCGCCAGUACCUCCGCAUCGAGAUCACCGAGUCCCGCGUCAACAUCUCCUGCCCCGAAUGCAGCGAGAGGCUGCACCCGGCAGACAUCCGCAGGCUCCUCAGGGACUCCCCGCAGCUGGUCGCCAAGUACGAGGAGUUCAUGCUCCGCAGGUGCCUGGCCGCAGACCCGGACUGCAGGUGGUGCCCCGCGCCCGACUGCGGGUAAGGAAGGCGGAGGAGGGCCUUGGGCUUGGAAUAGAGCCCCCCAAAGACCCUUCUGCCAGGCGGGAAGACAUAGGGCCCCAGGGUUGGAAGGGAGCCCCCUCCAAGGGCCCUGAUCCAGUCCAACCCCUUUAUUCUGCCAUGCAGGAACUCUCAAUCUAAGCAUCCCCAUUGACAGAUGGCCAUCCAGCCU
Sceloporus undulatus (fence lizard) is the source of this 956-nucleotide messenger RNA. Its product is annotated as E3 ubiquitin-protein ligase RNF19B-like. Bases 108 to 767 code for a protein of 219 amino acids. Gene Ontology annotation, biological process: ubiquitin-dependent protein catabolic process; protein polyubiquitination; positive regulation of proteasomal ubiquitin-dependent protein catabolic process. The record is from RefSeq and is a predicted model, not a curated record. Lineage: Eukaryota; Metazoa; Chordata; Lepidosauria; Squamata; Phrynosomatidae. The transcript has a single exon. Gene Ontology annotation, molecular function: ubiquitin conjugating enzyme binding; ubiquitin protein ligase activity. Gene Ontology annotation, cellular component: cytoplasm; ubiquitin ligase complex.